Molecule: messenger RNA, 1641 nt
Organism: Microsporum canis CBS 113480
Lineage: Eukaryota; Fungi; Ascomycota; Eurotiomycetes; Onygenales; Arthrodermataceae
Product: oligopeptide transporter
Exons: 3
Coding region: 1-1641 (546 amino acids)
Biological process (GO): transmembrane transport; oligopeptide transport
Cellular component (GO): plasma membrane; fungal-type vacuole
Molecular function (GO): dipeptide transmembrane transporter activity; tripeptide transmembrane transporter activity
Source: RefSeq, a predicted model, not a curated record
AUGUCGAACUCGGAGCCAAGGAUAGAAACAUUUGUUGCAAAUGACAGUACUCCACUUUUAUCGGCCACACCUGAUGAAGAAGAGGCCGACAGGAUUAUUUACGAUGGUCUAAGGAGGGUUUCGGGUUCCUUCCCACUUUCAGUGUGGCUUAUUGCGACUAUCGAGCUUUGCGAAAGAUUUGCCUACUUUGGAAUUCUUGGCCCGCUGCAAAACUAUAUCCAGAAUUCCGGGAACGAUCCUCCGCAACCUGGUGGAAUCGGUAUGCAACGCUUCGGCCAGCUGUUUACGAUUGCUUAUGCUACGACGAUAAAUCAAAUGUUCAUGCUUUGGUGUUUCAUUACUCCAAUAAUGGGCGCUAUAGUCGCAGAACAGAACUUUGGACGAGUGAGGACUAUAGUAUACUCUUCUGCGAUUUAUAGCUGCGGAUUGGCAACCCUAUUUCUAUCCUCAUUACCCGUUGCUAGAGAUAUUGGUGUGCCAUUUCUGGGGCUGUCUGUGUCUUUAUUUCUGAUUGGCAUCGGCGCCGGCGGUAUUAAGACGAACGUUAGCUCCUUGAUUGCAGAACAAUACACUGGCCCCCAAGAACGCAUUCUCGUGCUUGACUCAGGGGAAAAAGUCGUUAUCGACAGAGAUCUGACUCUUCAAAGGAUAUUCACAAUGUUCUUCUUAUAUAUUAAUGUGGGUUCUCUUGCCUCCCUCGCCUCUACGACAAUAGAACAGAAGUACGGCUUCUCUGUUGCGUUUGCCCUACCAACAAUAGUGUUCCUUAUUGGGCUCAUAAUUCUGCUGACAAGCAAAGAUCAAUAUGUUAGCCACGCGCCUGACAAUUCUUUAAUAACCAAAGCAUGUCGAGUGAUCUGGAUUGCUGUUAAAAACAAAUGCAGCCUUGAACAUGCACGACUGACCCAUCAAGCGGAGGAAGGUUCAACAGAAAUGCCUCCGUGGGAUGACCUUUUCAUCGACGACUUAGGAUGUGCAUUAUCUGCUUGCAAAGUUUUUCUACUCUAUCCCUUUUACUGGGCUGCCUACUCUCAGCUUUUAACAAACUUCAUUUCUCAAGCUGCCACUAUGGAGACGCACGGCCUUCCGAAUGAUGCGAUGACAAGCAUAGAUCCUCUCGUUACCCUCAUUCUAUUACCUAUCCUUGAUCGGUUUAUAUUUCCUCUACUUCGAAGCCUUGGAGCAUCUGUUCGCCAUAUUGAUAGAAUGGCACUGGGGUUUUUAUUCUGCGGCAUAUCCAUGUUAUAUGCUGCCUUUAUCCAACGAUCUAUCUACGCAGCACCGCCUUGCUAUGACCACCCGCGAUCAAAAGACUGUAUGGGUGGGAAGUUCCCUAAUCAGGUCUCUGUAUUCCUUCAAAUUCCUGCUUAUGUAUUGGUCGCCCUUUCAGAGAUCCUUGCAUCUGUGGCAGGUAUUGAAUACGCAUAUACAAAGGCACCGAAGUCGAUGAAAUCAUUGGUAAUGGCCGUGUAUCUAUCAACUGUGUCAGCUGGGGCAUUGGUAGCUAUGACAGUUUCACCAUUGACGGUGGAUCCGAGAUUGACUUGGAUGUAUGUCACGCUUGGGAUAGAAACUCUGGUGGCUGGUGCCGUCCUUUGGGUUGCUGCGAUGCGGAUGUGGUUUGAAAAAAGAAAGCGAUAG